UUUUUGAAUGAAUAUCAGAUUGGAAAAAAUGGAUUAGAUGAACUUGAUGAAUAUGAAGUCAUCUCACGUCUUUUCGGAGAACUUAUUCGAUAUGAACUUUUCUCACAUCACAAAUAUAUGUUACGUUUAAUAGCAAAUGGUUACAUACAUUCAGAUAAUGUAGACUAUAAGAACAUAACCCACUUAAAAUAUUUGACAUGGUUUCCAUUACUUAAUGAUGAUUAUAAUCAAUUAAAUCAACGUCGAAUUAUUUUAUAUGGUGUACGUGGAGAAGAUAUUCAAGAUAAAGAAGAUUUUGAAAUGCUUGCAUCAAAAAUCAAAGAAAAAUUGUCAACAAUGUUUUCUGAAAAAGCUAAAGAGUUGGAUACUCCAG
This is a messenger RNA of Entrophospora candida, 373 nucleotides long. The record is from the annotation of a GenBank genome assembly. Lineage: Eukaryota; Fungi; Glomeromycota; Glomeromycetes; Entrophosporales; Entrophosporaceae.